GUUGCUAGGCUCUUCUAAAAACUCAACGAUUUCGUAUCAUCGAAUUCGAAUUUGAUUUUCAUUUUCAACUACAUGUAUUGAUUGAAAGCUAUGAGAGUAUGCUGUGAAACUUUAUAUUAGUGAUUGCAACAGUGUAUACGUGUAGAGUUAUUCAUUCAUUUCAGAGUUUCCUUGAAUCAUCUUUAAUGAAGUGAAUUCUACCAUACAUGGCAACUGUUCGACAGCAAAAACUGGAACAACAGGUGAUAAAUUUAUGUUAUUACUGAAAUUGGAAAUCUUUCUUGCAAAGGAGACAGAUAUUGGAGCAAAAAAUGAGACAGAAAAGAUUUACUUCUGGAAUGGUUCAGGCAACAGACAUUGUUCAAAAAACACGAUACAGUAGACCAACGUCAGGAAAGAAAGAAUUACAUGGAUACGAUGGCCCAUUACAAUACACGAUGAUUCAAGGGAAUCCAGAUUCAAGUGCAGAUGUUAUUCAGUUGUCUCGAAGUGUAUCUCGUGGAAGCGAUGACAUAGAUGGAGAUAGCAACGCUUCCGAUAACUUUUACCGUGAAGAAGACGAAGUUGACGACGAAUCCAUCCCAGUGAAUACUCCGUCGUCUGAAAAUGGGCACACUUUUGGUAUAAUCGCUCCAGAAAUAAUUCAAUCUUCUUCGUUUAUUUGUCGUUCAGCUUCAAUUUCAUCAGAUGUUGUGGAAAGUGACAAAGAUAUUCUCAAUAAUUUAAAUUCAUUUGUAUUGCAACCAGCUCGACAAAAAGUACACUAUAAUUGUCGGAUAACGCGUGAUAGAAAAGGCAUGGAUAGAGGAUUAUACCCAACAUACUUUUUACAUUUGGAAAAAGAUCUUGGAAAAAAGAUAUUCUUAUUGGCUGGAAGAAAGCGGAAAAAGAGCAAAACUUCCAACUAUUUGAUUUCGACUGAUCCGACCGAUUUGUCUAGAGGCAGCGAAUCAUUCGUUGGCAAAUUACGAUCCAAUUUACUUGGAACUCAGUUCACUGUCUUCAACAAUGGUAGAUCACCAUUCAAAAGUUUCAAUGAAAAUGAUAUUCCUAGAGAAGAAUUGGCUGCAGUUGUUUACGAUACUAAUGUAUUAGGUUUCAAAGGACCAAGAAAAAUGACAGUUUUGAUUCCUGGUAUGACCCAUGAUCAAAAACGUGUUCAAAUAAUACCUCAAGAUAAUUCAGACACUAUGCUAGAAUGUUGGAGAUCAAAACGAAUGGAUAAUUUAAUAGAAUUACAUAACAAAACACCUUCGUGGAAUGACGAUACCCAGUCGUAUGUUCUAAAUUUCCAUGGCCGAGUCACGCAAGCAUCGGUUAAAAAUUUUCAAAUAGUCCAUGACAGUGAUACCGAUUACGUAGUUAUGCAAUUUGGACGUAUCUCAGAAGAUGUCUUCACAAUGGAUUAUCGUUACCCUUUAUGUGCUCUUCAAGCGUUUGCUAUUGCUUUGAGUAGUUUUGAUCAUAAAUUAGCAUGCGAGUGAUAUCAAAAUACAUUUUUAUUGUAUGUAGAUACCUCCUAUACAUACUUUUAUGUAUAAUGUUCAUCUUUAAGUCGCUGGUUCUGAACUGACGAUAGUUCUGUUUAUCGAACUUAAAAUUUUUAUUCAUCAGUCAUAUUAAUUAAGUUAACGUUUGAACUUCAUGUGAAUUGUGAUAGUAUUAAUUGUUCCUCUAUGUCAUAAUCUAUCGAAUGGAUGACCAUGUUUUAUAUUCUAUUCUUCAACAUUUCAUAUCAUUUAGGUACUAUUUAUGUUACGUUUUCCUUCAAAAGGAAUUUCAAUAAAUCUCGCAGAAUUUCUAAUGUCUAAUGGCAGAUCAGUUUGGGAUUUUUGGUCGAAUAUUGUCUUUUAUCCUCCAAACGAUUAUUGUAAUAAACUUGAAAAGAUCAAAUAAGUUUCUCUUGGAAACGGCUCUUGUAAUGAACUUGAAACUUAUUUAAAAACCAAUAUUGAAUAAUAAACACUGCCUUUUCAUUUUCUUGAUAAUAUUUCAACGUCGUUUUAAAAUACUGAAAUUUUCUUAUUCGUAUUAAAAUGUAUGCUUUUUAUUUUUA
Molecule: messenger RNA, 2056 nt
Organism: Planococcus citri (citrus mealybug)
Lineage: Eukaryota; Metazoa; Arthropoda; Insecta; Hemiptera; Pseudococcidae
Product: protein king tubby 1-like
Exons: 9
Coding region: 312-1484 (390 amino acids)
Biological process (GO): protein localization to cilium
Cellular component (GO): cilium
Source: RefSeq, a predicted model, not a curated record